This is a messenger RNA of Closterium sp. Yama58-4, 2487 nucleotides long. The record is from the annotation of a GenBank genome assembly. Lineage: Eukaryota; Viridiplantae; Streptophyta; Zygnematophyceae; Desmidiales; Closteriaceae.
AUGGCUUCCAUUCGCGUGCUGUCGUUCGAUGCUGAGGGCCCGCCUGUGCGUUUCACCGCUUGGCUAGAUGACCUGCAGCUGUUUCUCCUGAGCGAUAGCAAGGAGCAUGUGUCGCUCUAUGACUACGCGUCUGGUGCUGCGCCUGCCCCUCCUGCCACAGCUGAGCUUAGUGUUCGUUCCCACUGGCAGACCCGUGACGCAGCUGCUCGCCUAGCCAUUCGCAGUCACCUGCCGUUAGCUGAGCUAGAGCAUUUUGGCGACUGCAAAUCCGCUAAGGCCCUCUACGACGCUGUCGUCGCUCGCUACUCCUCGCCUGCCACAGCCGAGCUUAGCCGCCUCAUGCUGCCGUACCUGUUCCCCGAUCUGUCCACCUUUACUACAGUCGCCGAUCUUAUCACCCACCUUCGCACUAGUGAUGCUCGCCUGCGUGCCGCCCUUCCCACCGAGUUCUGCGCUAAGAACCCCCCUCCACUGUACUGGACACUCCACUUCAUAGUCACCCGUCUCCCUGACACCCUACGCUCAGUUCGAGACCACUUCCUUGCUCGCUGUCCCACUGAGCUCACAGUCGCCCUCCUAGAGGAGCACCUGCUCGCGGCCGAAAAGAGCAUUGUAGCUGUCGGUGCUGCUCGUGGCGCUCCUCGCACCCCCAUCUUUGAGGGGCGCCGCACCGGCAAGGGCAAGGGGGGCAAAAGUGGUGGUGGUGGCGCUGGUGGGGGAGGAGGUGGGGGAGGUGGGGGGGGAGGCGGUGCUGGAGGGAGCGGUGGCGGGAGCGCUGGUGGGAGUGGGGUCGGUGGUGGAGACGGGGGCGGCGGAGGGAGCAGUGGCAGUAGUGGCGGCGGCGGCGGUGGCGGCGGCGGUGGCGGUGGUGGCGGUGGUGGCGGUGGCGGUCGGAGCGGUGGUAGUGGUGGCGGCGGAGGUCGGAGUGGAGGCACUGGCUCUGGCCAGAGCUCCCAGCAGCAGCAGCGUCCCCAGACGACCCAGCAGCUUCGUGAGUGGCUUGCUCAGCGUGGGACGUCGGGGGCCAGUGCCCGCUGUUCUUAUGUCAUUCGCACAGGUGACCGCAAGGGACAGACGUGUGGGAGGUUCCACACCCCGUACCGCUGCUUCUCCCGCCUUGACGACGCUUGGCGUGAGGAGAUGGGUGCGGAUGUUGAGCGCCCCCGCUGGGCUGAGCUCAUGAGGGCUGGUGUUGAUGUCUUUGCUCUUGACUAUGAUGCUAUUAUUGCUGCCAUGUAUGCAUUGACUGUUAGUGCCGAGGGAGACUGUUACUUGUGUGUGCCGCCUGACCCAGGUAUAGAGCCCGCUGCCCUGGGUACUAGUGAGUCUGCUCUCUCUGGUAUGGUGCCCCCUGUACUUGCUCCCUCCAGUGCUGUCCCGGCUGGUUUCGAGUCUGCUCUCUCAGGUACAGCACCCACAGAGACUGCUCUCUCAGGUACCGCACCGGCUGAGGCCUGUCACACCUUCACCCUUGACUCAGUCCUUGCCCAGUCUACCACUGUCCUCCCUUGUCCGGCGGUUCCGUCUGGCUCGUUGUCGGGUUUCCACCUCCCCUCGUUCUCGACGAACCUGGUGAGCAACGCUGUCCUCCAGGAUCAGUGGGUUGACACCUUUACCCCUGGCGGACAGCGUGUGGCGAUCUGCACGUGCUCCAGGACCGGCCGUCACCUGGCCACGUUCACCCGUCGGCCGGGGUCGAGUCUCUACACACUGACCACUGCGUCUCCCCAGGUAGCUGCUGUCGGUCAGGUGUCUGAGUCAGGUCUGGUGGCCCACGCCUCCCGCGUUCGUGGUCAGGGCGGUGAGCGGUACUUUCUGCUGGUUGUCGACGACUACUCGCGUUACACCACGGUCUUCCCCUUGCGCACCAAGGGUGAGGUCCCUGCUGUUCUGAUCCCUUGGAUCCGCUCGGUUCGUCUCCAGCUCCGCCGCCGUUUCCGGACGGAUCUUCCUGUCCUGCGUCUGCACUCUGACAGAGGUGGUGAGUUUUCCUCCGAUCUCCUGAGGACCUUCUGUCAGGCAGAGGGCAUCGAGCAGACCUUCACGCUUCCGGACUCCCCACAGCAGAAUGGGGUUGCUGAGCGCCGCAUUGGCCUGGUCAUGGAGAUCGCUCGUACCUCCUUGGUCCACGCGGCGGCUCCCCAUUUUCUGUGGCCGUUUGCUGUCCGGUACGCCGCGCAUCAGCUCAACCUCUGGCCCCGUGUCUCCUUGCCGGAGACCUCGCCCACACUGCGUUGGACGGGGGAGGUUGGCGAUGCGUCGCGCUUCCGGGUGUGGGGUGCUCGUGCCCUUGUCCGCGAUACGUCCGCGGACAAGCUCUCCUCCCGCACGCUUCCCUGUGUCUUCCUUGGCUUUGUCCCUGACGCGCCUGGCUGGCAGUUUUACCACCCCACCUCGCGCCGGGUCUUCGCCUCUCAGGAUGUCACCUUUGACGAGUCGACCCCCUCCCCCCUCAGGGUCCUGCUCCUUCAGGUGUCUCUCAGGUAG